AUGGCGGAUUUGGCUGCGAACAAGGCAGUGAUUUUACCAGGAACUAUAGAAGAUGCAAGUGUUUUUGAGGACAUCAAGCGGGCACUGCAAGAGCUAGGCCGGUUCAAGUGGGCACUAGAGCUAAGUCAGGUACCUCAACUACAGCAUGCGAAUUAUGCCAGAGUACAUAUGGGAGCAGAGUUGAAUAACGCUCUGAAGUUUCUAGUGAGCCCGGCAGAUCCAGCUACCAUCGACUUUGACCAGUUGCAGGCUACACUAAUCAAUCAUUUCGAUCGGAAAAAGAACAAAUACGUUGAAAGCAUUAAAUUUAGAAAGAUUGUUCAACAAAAAGGAGAAACAAUCGCCCAGUUCGCACUCCGUUUAAGACAAGGUGCGGUGAAUUGCGAAUACGAAGACUUCCUUGAUCGGAUGUUAAUCGAACAACUUUUGCACGGUCUAGAAUCCCGCGAUAUGUGCGAUGAGAUUAUUGCGAAAAAACCAGAAAAUUUUAAAGAAGCGUACGAGAUAGCUCAUUCACUAGAGGCUACGCGGAAUACGGCACGAGAGGUUAAUACGGGUGUAACUUCCCCAAUUCUUGAAGAAACCAACAAGCUAGGCUACGAAAAUCUUCGAAUCAGGAAGAAGUCAGUUUUGAAUCAACCGAAAAAUCUCAGGAGUGAUCACCAGCGAUCAAACAAUCAUCAUACUACAGAAGUCGGACCUUGCAAAGGUUGUGGCGGUCAGCACAUAAGAAGUCAGUGCCGUUUUCGUGAUGCUCGUUGUCAUCACUGUAAUAUAAAAGGACACAUUGCAAAAGUAUGUCGGGCAAACAAAUCUAUGAUUCAAGAAUCGUUUGCAGAUCUCGUAGACUCACACGAAAUGCCAUCAUCGGAAAUAGACCUGGUACAACCACUGAAUCAAGUACACGAUAUCACAUCGUCUGGAAAGAAAAUGAUUAAUGUCAAAAUCGAUGGGCGCGCUCUACAAAUGGAGUUAGAUACCGGAGCACCGUGUGGCAUAAUUACCGAAUCAAAAUUGCGAUCGAUUAAACCAGGAUACUCAUUACAAAAAACGGACAGACAAUUUUCGAGUUACACCGGACAUCAUAUUAAUUGUCUAGGACGUAUUCCGGUUCUUGUAUCAGUUGGAGCUUCAACACGUAAAUUGAACUUGUACGUCGUAUCCGGAAAAGCCGAAUCCCUUUUCGGACGCGAGUGGAUUUCCCAUUUUGUGGAACAUAUCAAUCUACAUGAACUGUUCUCUACCGACACACCGAUCAAUUCCAUAAGCUCUACCGGACUGAAUACAAUGGAUACAAUACGUCUUUCGAAUCUGCUGAGAGGCUUCGAAGAUGUAUUUAGCGACACUGCAGGAAAAUUAACGGGACCACCAGCCAAAGUACAUUUAAAACCAGAAAUAUUUCCUAUAUUCGCCAAAGCACACGAUGUACCGUAUGCAUUACGAGAGCGCUACGCUGCGGAAAUCGACAAGAAAAUAGCAUCUGGAUUCUUCAAGAAAGUUGAUUCCUCCGAGUGGGCAUCACCGACUCAUAUAGUCGUGAAAAAAAAUGGAGAACUGCGAAUUACCGGAAACUAUAAACCAACUGUCAACCCGCGGAUGAUAGUGGAUGAGCAUCCCAUACCGAAGAUAGAAACGAUUUUCAACAAAAUGAAUGGCGCUACAUUGUUUUGCCAUUUGGACUUGACCGAUGCGUAUACUCAUCUUCCGAUAGAUGAAGAGUUCAGCCAUAUACUAACACUUAACACGAUAACACACGGACUUAUUCGCCCGACUCGGGCCGUAUACGGAGCGGCAAACAUACCCGCUAUUUGGCAGCGACGCAUGGAGUCUGUGCUUCAAGGAUUGGAUGAUAUCGUCGUUAGUUUCUACGACGACAUAAUCGUGUUUGCAAGAGAUUUUGACAACCUGCUUCAAGCGCUUACUAUCAUUUUGGAUAGAUUGAGAGAGAGUGGUUUGCGUCUGAAUCGAUCAAAAUGCGUCUUUGCAGCACCAUCUCUGGAAUGUUUAGGACAUAGAAUUGAUCGUUAUGGAUUGCAUAAAUCAGAUAAACACGUUGCAGCAAUUCGCGAUGCUCCUCGACCGACAACAACAGAAGAAUUACAGCUUUUUCUGGGAAAGGCUACAUAUUAUAGCGCCUUCAUACCAAAUCUUUCUUCAAGAACAAGAGCCUUACGCGACGUACUUCUGUCCGAUAAUUUUGAAUGGACUUCUGAAGCCGAUAAAGCUUAUCUGGAUAUCAAGGCAGUCCUAACAUCUCCCCAAGUAUUAAUGCAAUACGAUCCAACGCUCCCACUAAUACUAGCAACGGACGCUAGCAAGACGGGACUAGGUGCUGUGCUUUCUCAUCGGUUGAGCAACGGGCAGGAACGACCAAUCGCCUUCGCCAGCACUAGUAUGUCAACUACGGAACAACGCUAUCCCCAAAUCGAUAAGGAGGCACUUGCUAUUGUCUGGGCAGUGAAAAAGUUCUUUCACUACUUGUACGCAAGAAAAUUCACUUUAAUAACGGAUCAUAAGCCCCUUACACAAAUCUUGCAUCCGGAGAAAUCACUACCAACGUUGUGCAUAAGCCGAAUGGCUAAUUAUGCGGAUUACCUCGCGCAUUUUGACUUCGACAUUGUCUACAAACCCACGAAGCAACAUACAAAUGCUGAUUACUGCUCACGAAUAUCGAAGGAAACGGUGCCUCAAGUCAACUAUCUGAAACAAGAGGAUGACACUUUGGAAGAUGAUUUCGAGGGAUUCACUCUGCAUCAAAUUCAACAACUUCCAGUGCGUGCGGAACACAUUGCCCGUGAAACGUGCAAGGAUGAAUACCUGGGAAAAAUUGUGCAACUACUUGAGAAAGGUUACGAUCUGGCGCGAUGUGGUUACAAGUCUCCGGAAAACAAGUACACCUUAGCAGCCAACUGUUUGCAUUAUGAACACAGAGUAAUCAUACCACCGUCGCUUAGACAGGCGAUAUUGAAUGAUCUACAUGUAGCACACUUGGGGGUAGUAAAAAUGAAAAGCUUGGCUCGGUCUUUCGUUUAUUGGCCAGGUAUCGAUAACGAUAUCGAACUAGCAGUGCGAUCAUGCAGGAAUUGUUCAAGUAAUGCACCUUCUCCACCGAAAUUUAGUUGUCACCAUUGGGAAUAUCCGCAAGGCCCAUGGCAGCGCAUUCACGUCGAUUACGCUGGCCCGAUUGCAGAUUCAAUGCUUCUAAUCGUUGUCGAUGCUUACAGCAAAUGGGUGGAAGUUAGAGUCACUUCUACGUCAACAACUGAGGCGACAGUUGGUAUAUUGGACGAGCUUUUCUGUUCUUAUGGAGUACCAACGACACUGGUAUCCGACAACGGACCACAGUUCACUGCUCGAGAGUUUAAGCAUUUUCUGCAAAUGAGCGGGGUUAAAUUCCACAAAUUUUCAGCACCGUACCACCCAGCCACCAACGGACAGGCUGAGCGAUAUGUCCAAACAGUGAAGCAAGCCCUCAAAGCCAUGGGCACAACUAAAAGCACUCUGAAGAAGAAUAUAAAUGAAUUCCUGUGUCAGUAUCGAAGAACUGCUCAUUCCGAGACAACUGAAUCUCCAGCAAAACUAUUUUUGGGACGAAAUAUAAUGACUCGGUUAGAUUUAGUAAGGCCACUGGAUGCUAGCACGAGAAUCACAGAGAAACAAAAGGCGAAUUUCAACACAUCGUUCCGAUCUUUCACUCCGGGACAACAAAUAUACUUUAUUUCUGGAAAUAAUCGAAUGGAUAAAUGGAUUCCUGGAGAAAUAUCAAAACAACUGGGAGAUUUACACUACAUAAUAGAAUAUCACGGAAAACACGUCAAACGUCAUGUUGAUCAAAUCCAGCGCUACCAUAGCAACGAAGAAAGCGAACGAAGUCUAUCAAUACCGACGUCACUCACACCACAACGCAUAUCAAAGAUACCAGCAGAACAAGAGAGUCCACCUCGGCGGGCCUACGCUCCAUACAGGCCAAGUUGCUGCAGGAUCUGGAUCCCCGUUGCUGAUUCAUCGCCCCCGAAGCUAGUGCCGCCCCGCUCAUCGUCACCAGGAACCACCAAGUCGACCAACGAUCAUCACGGCCGCAACGGAGUGUUGAGAAGAAGUUAUCGACGAAUGAACUUGCGCAAGUAG
Molecule: messenger RNA, 4128 nt
Organism: Malaya genurostris
Lineage: Eukaryota; Metazoa; Arthropoda; Insecta; Diptera; Culicidae
Exons: 3
Coding region: 1-4128 (1375 amino acids)
Biological process (GO): DNA integration
Molecular function (GO): nucleic acid binding
Source: RefSeq, a predicted model, not a curated record